This is a messenger RNA of Sceloporus undulatus (fence lizard), 1886 nucleotides long. Its product is annotated as cytochrome P450 2G1-like. The record is from RefSeq and is a predicted model, not a curated record. Gene Ontology annotation, cellular component: cytoplasm; intracellular membrane-bounded organelle. Lineage: Eukaryota; Metazoa; Chordata; Lepidosauria; Squamata; Phrynosomatidae. Bases 73 to 1557 code for a protein of 494 amino acids. Gene Ontology annotation, molecular function: heme binding; oxidoreductase activity, acting on paired donors, with incorporation or reduction of molecular oxygen, reduced flavin or flavoprotein as one donor, and incorporation of one atom of oxygen; iron ion binding. The transcript is spliced from 9 exons. Gene Ontology annotation, biological process: xenobiotic metabolic process.
AUAGGGGAUGUGCAAGAUGGGACAGAGGUUCACACUCUUCCUAAAGAGGUACAACAGGUAGCAAACUCCAUCAUGGAGAUAACUAGUGCUGUCACCCUCCUCCUUGUCAUCUGUCUGUCUUAUCUUGCCAUUAUAUCAGUUAAGAGGAAACUAUCAAACAAGGGGAACCUUCCUCCUGGACCCACUCCGCUGCCUCUGAUCGGGAAUUUCCUGCAGAUCAAGUCAUCAGAAACCUUAAAAUCGAUCCUCAGGCUGCGUGAAAAAUACGGCCCCGUCUUCACCGUCUAUUUUGGAACACGUCCGAUUGUGGUCUUGUGUGGACACCAAGCGGUGAAGGAAGCCCUGGUAGACAAGGCUGAAGAGUUCAGCGGGAGGCGAACCACCCCUACUCUGGAACCAAGCUUCCAAGGAUAUGGAGUGGUCUUUGCCAACGGAGAGCGCUGGAGGCAACUACGCCGGUUCUCCCUCACCGUCUUGAGAGAUUUCGGAAUGGGGAAAAAAUCCAUCCAAGAGCGGAUCCAAGAGGAGGCCCAGUUUCUGCUGGAAGAAUUCAGGAAGACUAACGAGAAGCCCUUUAGUCCCAUCUAUAUCAUCAGCCGGGCUGUCUCCAACGUUAUUUGCUCCAUCGUUUUUGGUAAUCGUUUUGACUACGAGGACAAGGAUUUCCAGGCCCUCAUGGAGAUGAUAAACAACAGCUUCCGGGAAAUGAGCACCGCCUGGGCCCAGUUGUACGACAUUUAUGAGAGCAUCCUGAGGUACUUCCCAGGGCCCAAGGACAAGGUCUACAAAUACCUGGAUGGGAUUAGAGUCUUCAUUGCUAAGAGAGUGGAGAAGAACCAAGAGACCCUUGACCCCAGCUUCCCACGGGACUUCAUAGAUUGCUUCCUCAUCCAGAUGGAAAAGGAGAAAGAUAACCCAUCCAGUGAAUUUAACAUGAGAAACCUGGAGCUCACUGCUCUUACUCUUUUCUUUGGUGGUACAGAAACAAUCAGCUCUACCCUGAGAUAUGGGUUCCUGUUUCUGAUUAAAUAUCCCGAAAUCCAAGCAAAAGUGCAUGAGGAAAUUGACCGAGUGAUUGGACGGAACCGCGUCCCAAACAUUGAAGACCGGACCCAGAUGCCAUAUACAGAUGCCGUCAUCCAUGAAGUGCAGAGAUACAGUGAUUUGCUUCCCAUGGAUCUGCCCCACAUGGUUACUCGUGACACUGAAUUCAGAGGAUACAUGAUUCCCAAGGGAACAGAAGUCUACCCUGUACUCAGCAGUGUCCUGCAUGACCCCACAAUGUUUAAAAGGCCCUAUACUUUCUACCCAGAGCAUUUCCUGGAUGAGAACGGACGCUUCAAGAAGAACGAUGCUUUUGUGCCAUUCUCCUCAGGGAAAAGAAUAUGUUUGGGUGAAGCCUUGGCCCGUAUGGAGCUUUUUCUCUUCUUCACCACCAUUUUGCAGAGUUUCUCGCUGAAGCCGCUUGUGGACCCAGAGAAAAUUGACCUAACCCCCAUGGAGAGUGGAUUUGCCACUAUCCCACCAUUUUAUGAGCUCUCCAUCAUCCCACGCUGAGAGGUCCUGCUCUCCACAGCCAUAACUGUUUUAUAGAAGUUGUAUUAACCAACUUCACAAGGAGAAAGGACACUUAGAAUGAUAUCUUUCUUUUUUCACCCCCUGAUUAGGUUUUUUGGGAGUGGAGUGGUGUUGAAUCCUCAGAUUGGUAAUGUAUGGCUCAUUGCAGGCUUUGUAAUUUGUUGCAGCAACAACUAUUUCCUGGACAAUUUUUUUAAAAUACAAUUUUGUAUUUCGUAUUUAAUGGGACUUGAGCAUCCACAGAUAUUGUUAUCCAUGGUGGGUUCUGGAACCAAAUCCCAGCGGAUAACAAGCAAAAUGGUGUCCCU